Molecule: messenger RNA, 1023 nt
Organism: Clarias gariepinus (North African catfish)
Lineage: Eukaryota; Metazoa; Chordata; Actinopteri; Siluriformes; Clariidae
Exons: 7
Coding region: 3-812 (269 amino acids)
Biological process (GO): response to bacterium
Source: RefSeq, a predicted model, not a curated record
CGAUGAUCACACUCUUUGUGGCUCUUUACUCUCUGCUUUGUCUCUGCACAACUGUAAAAACAUCAAACGUCAAGGAGCUUCAUGUGAAAACAGUUAAGCAUGGAGAAUUUGUAACUAUGGAGUGUAACAUCAGCAGGGACAGACACCACAAUAAUGUAUUUUGGUACAAACAGAGUUUUGGAGAAUUGCCUCAGUUUCUGGUGAGACCGUUCAGUAACAAUCUGGGCUACACAUUUUUUGAGGGAUUUAAUGAUAACCGCUUCAGUGUUACUGUAAAUGACCAAAAGUUUGAUCUCAACAUUAAUGAAACAAGAGAAGAUGAUGGAGGAGAAUAUUUCUGUGGAUAUGUGGUGGGAAGUACAGUAAAGUUCACAUCUGGAACACGUCUGCAGUUUGAAGGUGAAGAGAUGAAACCCUGUCCUACACCUGGAACACUUAACAAGAACACACACUCUGUUACACACCAGGGUUCAAACAGCAGAGAUGGGGAGGGUGAAGAGAUAAAACCCUGUUUUACACCUGGAACACACGACAUCACAUCUCCUGCUAUAGAUGGUGGAAACGGAGAUAUGAAUCUGAUUAUUGCCUUAAUUGCCACCAAUAUAAUAUCUGUUAUUGUAAUUGUGGCUCUGAUUGGAGUUUUAUUUAAACAACGAGGAAAAGGUUCUUCAUCAAACAACCAUCAAACUCCCACCAAUCAGGCUGAUGAUGAAGAUGUGUUAAUCUAUGCAGCUGUGAAUUCCUCCAGAACAUCCAGAGACACGAGCGAUCAAGACGUUUAUACACAAGUUAUAUAUCUAUACAAUAGAUAAAAGAGAAAAAAAGUCAGAAUUGGAAAACAACAAUCAUUCACCCAGUUUGUACAGAGAUAUGUUAUUCAGACAAAAACUUGUUUUUUUAAUUUCAGAAAGUUUCAUGAUUAUUUCCAAACUGUUUUAAUUUUAUUAUUUUGUCUUACCUGAUAACUCUUUUUUUUUGUUUACUUUGUUUACUUUGAUUACUUUGUUCUCAACGUCCCAAGAG